Molecule: messenger RNA, 1209 nt
Organism: Emiliania huxleyi CCMP1516
Lineage: Eukaryota; Haptophyta; Isochrysidales; Noelaerhabdaceae
Exons: 7
Coding region: 1-1209 (402 amino acids)
Source: RefSeq, a predicted model, not a curated record
AUGAGGGAUAACUCAGUGCCAGAGAAAGAAAGAAAGAAAACAGGCAACUACGUCUACAGGAGGGAUGGGCCUGUUGGUGGCAGAACCAUCGCCGCGCUCCUCUACCCCGCGGUCGCGGCCGCGAUCGCCGCCGUCGCGGCGCUCGCGCUGUCAAGCGGAGAGGACGGGGACGAGGCGGCUGGGCCCGAGCACAAGGCAGCGGCGUUGCCGCGGCGGUGCAGCACGACACGUCUGCCGCCGGCACUGCCCCUGGACGAGGAGGAGGCGUCUCUGCUGCUGCGUGGGUGGAUACCGGGCUACGACGGCGCUCGCGCGCAAACGUUGACGCGCGCAAACGCCUGGGUAACUGCCGUCGACACUGACCGCGGCCGGCUCAAGGUGUCAACGGCGCAGCACGGGCCGUUCCUUCUCUUCCGGGUCGAGGCGGAGGCAGAGGACAGCGAGGCAGCAGCGCUGGUCUCGCUCUUCCGCGAGGUGGACCUCCUCCCGCAGUGGAACCGCGGCGUCCGCUCCGCCGAGCUCGAGGAGCUGCGCCGUCCGAGCGAGAUGGUUGCUCACGCGCUCGUCUCCUUCCCGUCGAUCAUGUGGAUCCCUCUCCCGGCCUGCGUCGUCCGGCUGCACGCGCGGCUGCACGCCGUGCAGGGGCGGGGCGGCACCGGCGACGGCACGCCUCCCUCACUGCUGCUCAUCGCAACCUCGGCCGGCGCAGGCGCAAGGAGCGCCGUGCCCGCCUCCCUCGCCGCCCUGCUCGAGGCGCACGACGAGCUGCCUGCGCACGACGAGCUGCCCGUCCGCUGCGCGGCGGCCCGGCUCUCUCCGCUCGCUCGGGGCGGCACGCGGGGCGGCACGCGCGUCGACGCCGUCGCCGCCCUCGACUUGCGCGUACUCAGCGGCAGCGAGAGCGAGGACAUCGCGCUGCCCGCCUGGCUUCUCGGCCAGCUGCUGCGCGUGGUCGAGCCAUGGGCGUGGCGGCCGGCCAAGGCGCUGCUCGCUGCGCUGCGGUCGCCGCCGCAGCGCGGGGAGCCCUCCGCCGCCGGGCCGCUGCGGAGGCGGGCUGGAGGAGGGGAGCGCAAGGGUGAAGGGCUUCGGGGGGCUGCCUCCCACCCGCCACUCGCCGAGCGGCACCGCUCCCUCUCGGCAGCGCCGGAGUGGACGGCGACGCGGAGGCGGUCGGGCGGCGGAGAAGAGUGGCUGUUUGAGGCACUGUGA